Messenger RNA from Fundulus heteroclitus (mummichog), 1482 nucleotides. RefSeq names its product insulin-like growth factor binding protein 7 (gene igfbp7). Lineage: Eukaryota; Metazoa; Chordata; Actinopteri; Cyprinodontiformes; Fundulidae. The record is from RefSeq and is a predicted model, not a curated record. Gene Ontology annotation, cellular component: extracellular region. Bases 290 to 1084 code for a protein of 264 amino acids. The transcript is spliced from 5 exons. Gene Ontology annotation, biological process: regulation of signal transduction; regulation of cell growth. Gene Ontology annotation, molecular function: insulin-like growth factor binding.
UGUUUUCCAGACUGAGUGUCCGGAACAAACCGGGACCUGAACCUGAGGAAUGUGGAGAGAACUUCUGAUCGGAACCAUCCAGCAACAAGAUUUAAUCAUUAGUCAGAUAUCCGUGGACCUUCCAUGUGAUUAAUGUGAUUUUUAUUAAAACCCUGCAUCUGCAGCAGGAAGUUCGGACCACUGCUGUUCUGAUCUGGGAUCAGAUCUGCUGUGAGGCGGAGUCAGCCAACUCUCCCAAAGCGCUCCACUGAUCCGGAUCUCAGUCCGGUCCAGACUUCAUCAAAGCGCCAUGAAGUCCCGCAGCCUCUCCUUGGUCCUGGUCCCCCUGCUGUUCCUCCUCCCGGUUCUGAGGGCCGGUCCCGGCUGCGCUCCCUGUGACCCGGCCCAGUGCGCUCCUCUCCCGGCGGAGGGAUGUCCCGCCGGCUCCCUGCGGGACAUCUGCGGCUGCUGCGCGGUCUGCGCCGCGGCGGAGGGAGAGCUGUGCGGCGGCCGCCGCGCGGCAGCGCGCCGCUGCGGCUCCGGGCUGGAGUGCGUCAGAAGCGACGAUGACAAGAAGAGCAAGACCGGCGUGUGCGCCUGCAAGAGCGCCUACGAAGUGUGCGGAACCGACGGAACCACGUACAGGAACGGCUGCGCGCUGAAGACCGCGAGCAUGGCAGCGCAGAAGGAGGGCGGAGAGGCCAUCAGCAUCCAGAACAAAGGCCGCUGCGCCUCAGCUCCCAUCAUCGUCACUCCUCCGGGUCAGGUGUACAACGUCAGCGGCUCCCAGGUGUACCUGAGCUGUGAGGCUGUGGGUGUGCCCACACCUGUCCUCACCUGGAGGAAGGUCCUUGGUGGAAAGAGAAAGGCGGAGCUGCUUCCUGGAGAUCGAGACAACCUGGCGAUCCAGACCAGAGGAGGACCUGAGAAACAUCAAGUAACAGGCUGGGUUCUGAUCUCCCCGCUGACUGAAGAAGAAGCAGGAUCAUACGAGUGUCACGCCACCAACUCCAAAGGGGACGCGUCGGCCACCGGGGCGAUCCACCUGGUGGAUUCCAUCGAUGACAUCAUCGUCAAGACAGGGAUGAAGGAGGACGAGCUGUGAUCAGCGGAUCAGACGACGGAAGCAAAAUAUCAACACUUUUCUGUUUCUUUUCCUCUAAAGUACCUUUGAACUUAUUAGAAAUUUUAAGUUCAGUUGUCUCUGAAUAUAAACUCUGAAUCAUUUAUUAAUGUUUUCUUUCUAAGACUGUUAUUUUGAAGGGCGAUGGCUCAGCCUGUUAAGGGGACAUUAUGUGUUUAAAGGGUUAUGUUCUGUAUUCUAGCCUCCAGAGCUUUUCUCUCCAGCACAACUUUAUUGAUGAAAACAAAAUAAAAAAAAACCUUUUCCAUCAUGAUGAUUUUCUCUAAGAGCUGCAGCGAAAACUAAGGGUUCAACUUAAACUUUUCUUUCCCCUCGAUGUAAAAACUAAAGUCAAUAAAUCACAUUAUGACCAAAGCAAA